AUGAGGAAAAAUGUAUCGUGUGAAAAGGGGGUCUUAGUUUUUGAGGAUUACAACUAUGUUAUUUACACAAGAACGAAUGGAAAAAAAAUCUGCUGGCAUGGAAAAAGCAAAAAUUUAAAUAACUACAAUGUUAACCCGUACUUCUGUAAAAUAUGUCAGAACUAUAAUUUUAGCGUAGUAAAUAAUAACUUAAGCUUAAGACUAUAUAUGGAAAAUAAGCUUUUCAAAAAGGUACAGAAAAAUGUGAAACAGUUAAUUAAAUACAUAAUAAGGCUAAGAAAUAAAGUUAGAAACAUUUAUUUAUUUAUCAAAUUUAUUAGUUCAAAAUGUAUAUUAAAAAUGUCUACAUUUUAUUAUUUAAAGUUUAUAAUUGAGAAAAUUUAUGAAAGAAAACUAGAUAAGAUAGUGCGUGUGGUUUUACCCAUAGCUGAUUUACACAAGUUAUACUCGUAUAUAUAUUACGAGAAUUUUUCCUUUACGAAUUAUUAUAAGGAUGUUUUGUCAAAGUAUGGUCGAGGUCAACUCAGAAGGUACUAUUGCUCUUUUAUCAUCCUUAAUAAUAAGAAAAAAAACUUGACGCAAUCUUAUGAGAAAAUUUAUGGCUUAGGUCUAAUAAAAAUGAAUUCCACAAAUGGUAUGAAUUGCGAAAAUGAUGUUAAGAAAAAGAAGCAAAAAAUUGAAAUCCCAGAAAAGGGUGAAAUGAUUCAUAAUGCUCCAAAUGCUUCAAAUACUCCAAAUUCUGAUAUCUUAGCAAAACCGGAUAAUGCACAAAACGCAGAGGAUAACAAUAAAACAGAAGCAGAGAACAUCACGAGUCCUAAACAAAAGAUAAGUUUGAUAAAAGAAAUAAACAAAAAGGAAUCUAAUUUUUAUAUAAAUAGAGAAAGAAAUCUUAAAGGUAUCAAAGUCGAAAAAUAUAAAAUAAAAAGAACAAUAAGCAAAAAUUUACAUAAAAGUGACAUAGGAUUAUUUGCAGGUACGUUUGACAAAAUACACUUUGGUCAUAUGCUAUUGUUAUUUUAUUCCAUUUUUUUAACAAAGAAAUUUUUCUACAUCGGUUUAUAUAAUAACAAAAACAUAUACAACAAAAAAUAUUCUGAAGAAAUUGAUGAUCUAAAAUUAAGAAUUUUUCAUAUAUCCGACAUCCUAUUUUUAAUUAAAAAUGUGUAUCACAUACAUUUUUUUUUUCAUAACUUUGAACAUAUAAUGCCUUUUAUCAAAAUCAAAAAUUCUCAUAAAAUUUUGUAUGAAAUUAUAACAAGCCAAAAGACUCAAACAUCAAUGGAAUACAACAAAAGUAAAUACCAAAAAUUUGUAAACUUGUAUUAUUUUAACAAGAAGAAGAAGAAAAAGAAAAGGAAUGGGAAGAACAAGAAAGAAAAGGAAAAGAAUUACACUAUUCCUACAUAUAACAAUCUAAAAAAAAAAUAUCUUUUCUUGUUAAAAUCAAAAAUAGACAAAAUAUAUCAAGGCAAAUUUUGCAGAAAGAAAACACAACUUUUAAUUGCAGAUGAAAUGAAAAGAAAAAUUUCCAAGUAUUUGAAUUUCCAUUUAAAUUCUAAAAAAAAAAGUAAUAGAAGGGAGCAAAAAAAAAUCAUUGUUUUUAAAAGAAUACACGACCCCUUUUCCUUUGCAGUUGAUAUUAAGGAUUUGUAUUGCUUAACAAUGUCAAAGGAGUCCGAAGCAAACGGGUAUAGUGUGGUAAAUAGAAGGAAGUUAUUAUUUAAAAAGGUUAAAACAGAUGGUGAUAAAACAACAAGCAAUGAGAUUAAUCAAAUGAAGGAUAAUAAUAAUAAUAAUAAUAGUAAUAAUAGUAAUAAUAAUAAUAAUAAUAGUAAUAAUAAUAAUAAUAGUAAUAAUAAUAGAAACACACCAUGUGACAGCGUCAAUAGUGAUAAAAAAAACUAUGCUGAAAAGGCAAGAACUUGCUUGAACAUUUUUGAUACAAUCGAUUUAUGUGAUGGUGAAAAGUUCAGUUCUACUAUAAUUAGAAAACAAAAUUCUUUUUUAAAAAGAAGGAAAUUUGCAAAAUUCUUAAGUUACUUCAUUGAUGCAUGCUUAUUUUUCAAUAUCGAAUAUUUUCUUAUACAAAUGUAUACAGAUAUCUUUAUGCAUAAAAAUGUAAGAACUCCUUUUAAAAAGCUUUAUAUAUACAAAGUUAGAAAUUAUUUUUGUAAAAAAAAAAUACAUAAGGAAAAAAAUAAAUUCAACAAAAAUAGCCAGGAGGAAUGUAGUUAUAUUAUUAAUGAUUUCUUCAGGCAUUUAUUUGUUUUGUUGUCCUUUUUUGUUAAUCAUUUUGCUGAUGAACAACAGUCGCAAAAUAAAAUACAACUUUUUAUGAAAAUUUCCAUUACUCUUUCUUUUUUUUUUUAUAAUAAUAUGAUCUUGUUAAUAAUCAAAAGAAAGGAGGAAUUUGUAAAUAAAAAUAUUGUAAUGAAUGUUAACCAAAACGUAGAAAAAAAAAUAAAUAUGUUUGACAUACAUGAUGAAAAUAUGUUGAGAAUUUAUAUGCACAAUGUAGGAGAUACUAUCCUGCAGGAAAUACUAAACCAGGUUUUCAUUUUUGUCCUUGUGAUAUUAUCCAUAUCAAUACUCUGCAAAGUUUUUCAUUUAAAAAAUUUACCUAAAGAAAACGCGGAUAGACGAUGUAAACAAGAACGAAAACUUAAGUGGCAUGUACGACGUAACAAAGGGAAACAAGUUGAACAAGGUCAUUCAUAUGACCAGUCAAAAGAUAUGUCAAAACAAUCUCAAAGAAAUUCUAGCGAAACAAAAUCAAUUAAUGAGUGUACCUUGCAGGGCAAUGUAAACAACCCUGCACCUAAUGCAAGAAAAGAUCAUUUUUGCAACUUUCAAAAAAAAAUACUUAAAACAGGGAACAGUAAGAUAGAAGAAGAAAAUGAAUACAACAAUUCAAAUUAUGAUUCUUUUUUAAAAAAAUUUAAUUUUUCUUUGUAUUUUUCUAAUUAUUCCAAAGAUAAAGGGUUAUACAAGCAUAGUUAUAUUGUUACACCGCACACUCUAUGCAAUUAUGCGCUAAUGAGCAGAUUCAAAAAUAGGUGUUCUAAUUUUAGUCAUAAUUACUAUGUUCCUGGAAAAAAAAAUAAUAAAAUAACCUGCUUGAACACAUGUUCAAAGAGAUUAAGCGAUAAUAGUAAUAUGGCUGCUUCUAAUCAUGCGGGUGAUGUUGAUUAUAUUAAUGAUGGAAAGAGGGUAUUUAACGACGGACAAUGUAAACAACUUAAAUAUGAAACACAAAAUAGAAAGGAUAUUGAGCAGUGCCCUUUUAUUGUGCAUUCAGAAAUAAAGGAAAAGCUGAUUAUAAAUAACCUCUAUGAAAUUAAAAUUCGGAAGGGAGAAGAUAAUCUUAAUUGUAAAAACAAAGUAAGUAUAAAUGAUAUCCAGAGUUAUGUAAGGGGAAGGACGUGCUCUAACUACUGUUACAACGAAAGAUUCAUGUCAUUAAUUAGAAUAAAUAUAAAUAAUAAUAACGAAAUAUUCUUUUUUAGAAAAAUAUUAAUUUAUAAAUUUCUAGACAAAUAUUUUAUUUCUUUUUUUUCCUUUUACUUUUUAAUUUACUCGAAGAAUAGAGAAUAUAAUAAAAAUAAACCUGUUCGUAAAGCAAAAGUAGAGGACUUUUUGUAUUUAUUUUUGGUAAGCUUUGAAAAACAUAUGGAAAUGAUAAUAAAUAGCUAUAUUAAACAAAAAUGGGAAUUAAAGCAAAAAAAAAAUUUCAGUCCUUUUGAUCCAUAUCUUCAUUAUCAAAAAAAAUAUUCCAUAAUUCAUAGAUACUUAAUUAUGAAUUUAUCUCCUUUAAAUAAUUAUAAUAUCGAUUUUGAAAGAAAAUAUGAUCUUAAAAAAAGUACUACUAACUUUACACAUACCCCUUUUUAUAUAAAAUUGGCAAGUAUUGCUUGUCCCAAGGAUGCGAAAGAUUUAAAUGUAUUAUCCUUUUACAACAUAAUUUUUCAAAAUAUUUUAACAUAUGAAAAUUAUUAUUAUCCCUAUUUCGCUUCCCUUAAUUACUUGCACCUAGAUUCAUUUUGA
This is a messenger RNA of Plasmodium malariae, 4047 nucleotides long. It is a transcript of the gene PPAT, whose product is annotated as phosphopantetheine adenylyltransferase, putative. The transcript has a single exon. The record is from RefSeq and is a predicted model, not a curated record. The coding region runs from base 1 to 4047 and encodes 1348 amino acids. Lineage: Eukaryota; Apicomplexa; Aconoidasida; Haemosporida; Plasmodiidae.